CUUAUCUCUCAACUCCUGACUUAGUUCAGGCACCGUUGAAUUGCCCAGCCGUGCCAACACGCUUAAUCCCCUGACAUGGUCGGCAAUGCGUGAUGCGUGAGCCACGAGCCACGAGCCACGAACCACGAACCACGAGCAGGAGGUGGCUUCAUUCUUGAAUUUUUGGCACUUCUCUCACCAAACAGUAAUUGCUGUUGGUGCAGAUCAUGAGGCUGUCAUUAUCCCGGCACCAUUUGGUACAUGUCAAACUGCGCCAUGCUUGCACCGAGAUGACUGACAUGCGGACGAAUCCUAAACCCUGAAUCAACCUCGUAAAGGUUUCAUUCGACACUCCACACACGGAACCUUCUCCUCUCCUCCGCCUUGCCCGUCUUCAGACCCUAUCCAAAUCAGAACACUAUCACGCUAGAACGCAAUGUGACAGAAGCCAGUCUCGACAUUGCAGUUCAUCCUUCAGUCUCAACGACGAUUGCGACGAUUGCGACAACUCUGACAACCUCAUAUUCAGACUCCUGUGCUGACCUAUAUCUCCUGAGUCGACCGGUCCAAGUAAGGAGGAGGGGUAAUCUUCAUCAUGAUUGAGGGGAUAUGCAACACAUACCACCAUCGUAUACGCAAGACCAUCACAUAACCGACGGUUGACUACACCCAUAACCGCUCCCCGUUCAACAAAUAUCGACCAUGUCCAAGGACAAAGGCAGCGAUGGCGGUCACGCCGUGGUUCGAGCCCCUGCGCACCCAGUGCCUCAAUUACAGAAACCUUUCGAAGAGUCGAUGAUGGAGUCAGCAGAAGACGGGCAAGACCAUGAAGUUCCUCUGGAUGCCAUGGCAAGACGUACCAUGCUCUUGGACGCCCCAACAUAUAACAGAGUUAUUGCCGGCAGAUGGAAACAAAAACCCGGGGAGAAGUACCAUCCUCUGUGGAAGCUGGUCGCCCAGAUGUCGUUUGGCAUGCACUUGCUUGCGCUGAAUCUAGCUAUUUCAGAAGAGGAGGUCAUGAAAAUAUUGCAGAGCCAUGUUGACGAUAUAGAUGGUUUUCUCGAGCGUACCACCGAAGAUUUUGAUCUUGCCCAAAGCGACAUUCAUGAACGAAUCCGAUGUCUCAAGCUACCAUUAGCGCAUGGGGAGGUCUUUGACCGUAUGUUGGAAGAUGGUGCGUUCAGGGCAUCGAUUCUCGACGGCAACGAGAAAAUCGAACAUGUCAUUAGCCGAACGAAGAGAGCAGCCAAAGAUGCUCUCAAGGAUGUCCAGAAGGGGUUCGACGCUACAAACACGCUAGAAAAAUACCUCACUAGCCUGAACUCGAGUUGGCAUCGAAAGUCUCCAGAGCACGAAGCGGUUUUGGUGGCAAUGCUUGGAAAUGUUGAAGGCUGGCGAAGGGCAUUCCUUGAACUGCAUCUUGAGGGUAACAAGCUGGCCGGGCUGCUCAAGAAGCUGAGUGAGGUGGUUGCUCAGAUGGAGAGAAGAGCGGCUACAGUGAGUCGCAACAUGAUCACCAAAUACCAGCGCCCAGUAAAUCUGCCUUCUCAAAAGCCCCAUCAUAUGUCGCAAUCAGGCUCUAUUGCGCAAGCAAAGCCAUUGCCAACAGAACCAGGUCGGCGCCAGUCGUCUCGGAAAUCAUCACAGAGCACCAACGUAACUGGUUUCUCGAGUCGACCAGGCACCGGACACAAGUCCAGCCAUGGCAUGACAUCGAUUGGCCAAACUCCCGAAUCAAAACGAAAUCGAAGUCGAAGUCACGACACAAAUCACCAUGCCAUCUCAGACGCGGCAAAAGAGUUGAACCAAUCCAGACGGCAGCAGCCAGUCGAGCAAGGCCAUGAAUUUGGUGGAUUAUUGGUGCCGGCCGACCUCGAAAAUCCCAUCGAGCUUCCGGCAGAUUUGCCUGAGGAUCUACUUCGACAAGCACCUGUCUCAGUGAGAAAUCGUCUUAGCAUGACACUGGGUAUCGAUCCGAAAACCAAGUCAGAUCAUCGUAUCUCAAGCGUCUACUAUCCUCGAGCUUUAGGAGAGCUUCUGAAGUCACCAGAAUCGUCCCACAUGUUAUAUUCGCCACAACACGCCACAUCGAACGUGGCAACACCAGUGAGUGCUGUCAUUACCUCGCCUGUGUAUGGGCUGGAGAAUAGGGCAUCCCAUACGGCCCAACAGGGAAGAAAAUCUCAGUCAGGCUUGGCUGGGUCGCAUGAUCAACCCAAGCCGCGGUAUGCAAUGCCAACAGCCAUUCGGGGCUCGGCUCGGGCAUCAGUCAUUGACCCAAUGAUGAGAUCGCAACGCAUGUCAAACCCGGCCUUCACUUCCCAUCCAGCUGUCAUGGCGAUGGCCUCACCUCCGGUUGAGCUUCCAGCCGAAGCAGAUGGUGAAGAGAUGACUAUUAUGAUGGCUUUGGACCAAGUUUCCAAACCGUCUAGUAUACGGGGACCAGGUUCGGAGACGGAGAAAGGAGCGAGAGCUAGGUCGAAAUCUUUGGCAGGUGCUAGCCACGCUGCAAAGACCUCGGUCGUCUCAGCACUUGGAGUUCCAGCUUUGGUUGAAGAGAAAAGUUCGGCCGUGGCCGGGCGAGGAGAAGCACGGCAAAGAAGCUCGCACGGAAAAACGAGCCUGACAGAGGUUGCCGAACCUUCGGAAUCAAACCAGGACGAGGAAGAAAUUUACCAAGACUCGAAGGAGAGUCAGGAGCCACCUGUGACAGUGCCAAAGCCAGAUAACGAUGAGCCAAAUGCCACAAAACAAGAUCCGGUGGUGGCGGAAAUAGUGGCAGAAAAGACAGAAAAGGCAGAACCAAGUCUUGGAGUGGAGAGAGCAGUUGACGAGUCGGUCAACAGCACAAAAGGCAAGAAAGUCGAUGUACAGGCCAAAGGAUACGUCGCCGAACUCGAGGCGAAUACUCCAGGAGAACCGACAAGGCUAGAAGAGCCAAAUCCAACUGGGCCGGUAGAGCUCGAGGCCCCUUUCCAUAAUUUUGCGUUGCCACCUCGUCCGAUCGCAGCGUCUAGUAACCCAGACAAGGAAGUACCACGGGCCAGCAUCCGAAAUUUGGACGACUUUUUCAAACUCCCUUCGGAGCAAAGCAUCACACCGGGGCGUAGGGUGAAGGAGGGCGGCAGAUCGAGUGAACAAGACAAGACGAAACCGCUGAAACUAACACUGGCCAAAGUGGAUGGCAAGACUGUGCCAAUUCGAUCAAAUUCCAGAGAGGAAGGAUGGCGGGAGGGAGGGGAACGACCACCUUCACAAUUGUUGAAAAGCGAUGUUGUGGCGGACAUUAUCGGUACCAUGUCCUAUACGCCACCAGGCUCACCUUUACAUCAACGAGGCUCGUCCGGAGCGUCGCAUAACUCGGCGCAGAGGUGGUCGCAUAGAUCAACCCGCUCGCUGGGACCGUCGGAGGUUGCACCUCCACCACCAGCGCCAGGGGGGCGUCCGAUGGUCAACCCUGACUUUGCGUCGGCAGGACAAUUUGAAGGAGAGCGCAAGCAGAAGAAGAAGAAAAAGAUAUCGAUCGUCAGCAAGGACAAAUGGAGGUUGUUCUUUCAAAAUGGAAACUCGCGUGCGCUGAACCCUUCGCAGGCUGCACAGGCAGAAAAGGCGGCCAGGGAGUCCGGAAAGGAACCGGGCGAGGGUGGAAGUGAGAUGAUGAGCGGAUCAGGCAAGGACGUAGUAUGGUUUAAGGGUGAGAGAAAGAGUGCAGUGGGUGCUGUUUCGAGGAGUUCUGGUUGAUUUGAAUGAAAUUUUCAAUGGCAGGCAUUUAGCGAGGCGGAGCGGUACAAUUGUCUGAUGAAAGAAGCCUGUUUGAGCACCUGUCAGAUGUAGGGCAUAAUUUUGUUUUGUUAUUUUGUUUCCUGUAGACACAUGGUUGGGUUUCUGAUGUCGUAACAGCGCGGGCGGAUUGAAUCUGAUGGUUUUUGGCGAGGAAUAUACCAAGAUGAGGGUGUGGAUGGAUGGAAUUGUUCAUCCACUGGUCCUGUUGGGACUUAGUAGGGUUGAGACGUUCCAUUGGAGGGGGGAUACCUGAUCUUGUGUAUCAGUUUUGUUACUCCAAGGCCAAAAUGUGCCUCGAUAGCCAUAGAUACCUAACUGUAGGAGGUCGGUAGUUGGCAGGAGUUCCUGCACGCAACCGUGACUGUAACCAACCAACAGUG
This is a messenger RNA of Exophiala mesophila, 4142 nucleotides long. RefSeq lists its product as uncharacterized. The transcript is spliced from 2 exons. The record is from RefSeq and is a predicted model, not a curated record. The coding region runs from base 682 to 3720 and encodes 1012 amino acids. NCBI's taxonomy places the organism in Eukaryota, Fungi, Ascomycota, Eurotiomycetes, Chaetothyriales, Herpotrichiellaceae.